AAGCGUUUCACAAGCAAUCAUUAGGGCCCCGGCGUGACAUUCACUGGGUUGUCGGAGUUGGGGGUUGUGUAAAAGGAGGAAUACGACCACCUUGAGCCCGACCAAGCUGUUGUCAGAAUGAGAGUACUAAAAGCAGGUCUGUGUUUGUCUAAAACGCAUCUUCUGGCACCAGGGAGCGUCACUGUAAAAAAGGUGCUUAUCAAUAGCUGUCGGACAUGUUCCUCCGGUGUCUUCCCCAACGAAAGGAUCCGCAACAUCGGGAUCUCAGCUCACAUCGACUCGGGGAAGACCACCCUGACCGAGCGUGUCCUCUACUACACCGGCAGGAUAGCAGAGAUUCACGAGGUGAAGGGGAAGGAUGGCGUUGGAGCCACCAUGGACUCCAUGGAGCUGGAGAGACAGAGAGGCAUCACCAUCCAGUCUGCUGCGACUUACACCAUGUGGAAGAAUCACAACAUCAACAUCAUUGACACCCCAGGUCAUGUGGACUUUACCAUUGAAGUGGAGCGAGCGCUCCGUGUUCUGGACGGAGCCGUGCUGGUUUUAUGUGCCGUGGGAGGGGUCCAGUGUCAGACCAUGACCGUGAACAGACAGAUGAAACGCUACAACGUCCCCUUCCUCACCUUCAUCAACAAGCUAGACCGCAUGGGCGCUAACCCCAGCCGAGCCCUGCAGCAGCUGAGAACCAAACUGAAUCACAAUGCUGCUUUUGUGAACAUCCCCAUCGGCCUGGAGGGGAACGUGCGUGGCAUCAUUGACCUUGUACAGGAGCAGAGCAUAUAUUUUGAAGGACCAUUUGGUCAAACUAUCCGCUAUGAUGAGAUCCCGGCAGAUUUUCGUGCUGAGGCUGCAGACCGGAGGCAGGAACUGGUGGAGUGUGUGGCCAACGCUGACGAAAUCUUGGGAGAGAUGUUCCUGGAGGAAAAAAUUCCUACCAAUGAUGACCUGAAGGCUGCAAUCCGCAGGGCCACAGUGCAGCGUCACUUCACCCCAGUGUUGGUGGGCACAGCGCUGAAAAACAAGGGUGUCCAGCCUCUGUUGGACGCUGUCCUAGAUUACUUACCAAACCCCACUGAAGUCAAAAACUAUGCUAUCCUCAAUGAUGAAGAUUCCAGUGAAGCAUCAAAGGUUCAAAUGGACCCUACAAGAAAUGCCGUAAAUCCCUUUGUUGGUCUAGCCUUCAAACUGGAGGCUGGGAGGUUUGGUCAGCUGACAUAUGUGCGUGUGUACCAGGGCUGUCUGAAGAAGGGGGAAUACAUCUACAACACACGCACAAGCAAAAGGGUCAGAGUUCAGAGGCUUGUUCGUCUCCAUGCAGAUCAGAUGGAGGAUGUGGAUGACGUUUAUGCUGGAGAUAUUUGUGCUCUGUUUGGGAUUGACUGUGCCAGCGGAGACACUUUUACAUCCAAGUCCACCACUAACCUCUCAAUGGAGUCAAUUCACAUCCCAGAGCCUGUCAUUUCCAUGUCAAUGAAGCCAGUCAACAAGAAUGACCUGGACAAAUUCUCCAAAGGUAUCAGCCGUUUCACCAGGGAAGAUCCAACGUUCAGAGUUCAUUUUGACACAGAGAGCAAAGAAACCAUCAUCUCAGGCAUGGGCGAGCUGCACCUGGAAAUCUACUCCCAGAGGAUGGACAGGGAAUACAACUGUCCCUGUGUGAUGGGGAAGCCCAAAGUGGCUUUCAGAGAGACGAUCACCGGCUCUGUACCGUUUGAAUUCACCCAUAAGAAGCAGUCUGGUGGCUCUGGCCAGUACGGUAAAGUUAUCGGGGUCCUUGAGCCUCUGGAGCCGGAGCACUACACUAAGCUGGAGUUUGACGACCAGACUGUUGGUACAAAUGUCCCAAAGCAGUUUGUACCCGCUGUUGAAAAGGGCUUCAGGGACGCCUGUGAGAAGGGACCCCUGAGCGGGCACAUGAUCUCAGGAGUCAGAUUUGUCCUGGAGGAUGGAGCACAUCACAUGGUCGACUCCAAUGAGAUCUCCUUCAUCCGUGCAGGAGAGGGCGCUCUAAAGCAAGCUAUGGAAAAAGCCAAUACGGCCAUCCUGGAGCCAAUCAUGUCUGUGGAAAUCGUGGCACCGCAGGAGUUUCAGGGAGUUGUGAUUUCUGGUGUAAACCGCCGGCAUGGUGUUAUCACAGGACAGGACGGGGCUGAGGGAUACUUCACUCUGUACGCUGAUAUUCCACUAAACAACAUGUUUGGCUACGCCACAGAACUACGCUCCUGCACUGAAGGAAAAGGCGAGUACACCAUGGAUUACAGCAGAUAUCAGCCCUGCCUGCCAGCCACACAAGAAGAACUCAUCCACAAAUACUUAGAGGCUACAGGACAGCUGCCUGCAAAGAAGAACAAGUGGAAGAGCUGAAAACUGUCUGCUGUUGUACUAUUGGACUUUGACAUGUCAGCCGUCCUUUCUUUAGACACCUUUUCUGCCCAUCAUCAACUGAGACUCAACAAUAAGGCUUCGACAUUUUACUUUUGUUAUGUAGUUAAAGAUAAUUUUCCUACUUAAUGAUUAACCCCUGUGAAAAACAUAUUGUAUUUAUUACUUUGAUUUUAGCACAAUCUGACCUCUACGCUCUGCAGUCAGCAUUUUUUAAGAUGGUGGUCGGUAAGGAAAGCUCAGUAUUUUGACAUGAGCUUAUAAUGGCUUUUGUACUAUGUACAGCAUGGUUUUGAUGUAAUAUGGAUUGCAGGAAAUAUACAUAUUCUUCAAUAUUCA
This is a messenger RNA of Toxotes jaculatrix (banded archerfish), 2721 nucleotides long. It is a transcript of the gene gfm1, whose product is annotated as G elongation factor, mitochondrial 1. Gene Ontology annotation, biological process: mitochondrial translational elongation. Gene Ontology annotation, cellular component: mitochondrion. The transcript is spliced from 18 exons. Lineage: Eukaryota; Metazoa; Chordata; Actinopteri; Toxotidae. Gene Ontology annotation, molecular function: GTP binding; translation elongation factor activity; GTPase activity. Bases 118 to 2364 code for a protein of 748 amino acids. The record is from RefSeq and is a predicted model, not a curated record.